Molecule: messenger RNA, 2846 nt
Organism: Plectropomus leopardus (leopard coralgrouper)
Lineage: Eukaryota; Metazoa; Chordata; Actinopteri; Perciformes; Serranidae
Gene: rps6kb1a
Product: ribosomal protein S6 kinase B1a
Biological process (GO): signal transduction; protein phosphorylation
Molecular function (GO): protein serine/threonine kinase activity; ATP binding
Source: RefSeq, a predicted model, not a curated record
CUGGAUGUUAGCUGGCUGUUAGCCCAUGCUGCUUCCUACCGGAGCCGGUUGUAACGGUGAUGGCUCUCCCAUGAGGCGGGGGAGCGGGACUGAGUUUUCUGUCUAAACGUCGACUGAAAGGGCCGUGGCCAUGGCCGGGGUUUUCGACAUCGAUUUGGAUCAACCGGAUGAGAAUGUCUCUGACGACGAACUUGAGGACGGGGGCCAGCUCAGUGAAUACAUGGACCAGUGCAGUGGCUUUGAAUUUAACAUGGAUGACUGUGAGAAGUUUGAAAUUUCAGAGAACAGCGUCAACAAGGGAACAGAGCAGAUCAGGCCUGAGUGCUUUGAGCUGCUGAAAGUUUUGGGAAAAGGUGGCUAUGGAAAGGUGUUUCAAGUUCGGAAGGUAUCAGGUGGUGCUUCUGGGAAGAUAUUCGCUAUGAAGGUUUUGAAGAAGGCCAUGAUUGUGCGCAAUGCCAAGGACACAGCGCACACCAAAGCCGAGAGGAACAUCCUGGAGGAGGUGAAGCAUCCUUUUAUUGUGGACCUCAUCUAUGCCUUCCAGACAGGGGGGAAGUUGUACCUUAUCCUGGAGUAUCUGAGCGGAGGAGAGCUGUUUAUGCAGCUGGAAAGAGAAGGCAUCUUCAUGGAAGACACAGCAUGUUUCUACCUGGCUGAGAUUUCGAUGGCGUUGGGUCAUCUGCACCAAAAAGGCAUCAUCUAUAGAGACCUGAAGCCUGAAAACAUCAUGCUCAACAACAACGGACACGUGAAGUUGACGGACUUCGGUCUAUGCAAAGAGUCCAUCCAUGAUGGAACGGUCACCCACACCUUCUGCGGCACUAUCGAAUACAUGGCUCCAGAGAUCCUAAUGAGGAGCGGACAUAACCGAGCAGUGGACUGGUGGAGUUUGGGAGCUCUCAUGUAUGACAUGCUGACAGGAGCACCUCCAUUCACUGGUGAAAACCGAAAGAAGACGAUUGACAAAAUCUUGAAAUGCAAACUCAGCCUUCCACCUUACCUCACACAAGAAGCCAGGGACCUCCUGAAAAAGCUGCUGAAACGAAAUGCUUCAUUACGACUCGGGGCUGGACCGGGAGAUUCUGCUGAGGUCCAGGCCCACCCGUUCUUCCGUCAUAUAAAUUGGGACGACCUCCUCGCUCGCAAAGUAGAGCCUCCGUUUAAACCGUACCUGCAAUCGGCUGAUGACGUCAGCCAGUUCGACUCCAAGUUCACCAGCCAGACUCCGGUGGACAGCCCCGACGACUCUACGCUCAGCGAGAGUGCCAACCAAGUCUUCCUGGGUUUCACAUAUGUAGCCCCAUCUGUGCUGGAAAACGUCAAGGAGAAGUUCUCUUUCGAGCCAAAGGUGCGCUCACCACGGAAGUUCCCUGGAAGCCCAAGAACACCUGUGAGUCCAGUGAAGUUUGUAGGAGCGGACUGCUGGCCUCGGGGACCCACGCUGACCGGCAGCACUGUGGAGCAACCCAUGGAGGUGUCGACAGUGGAGCAAAUGGACACGAGCGUCAGCGGCGCCUCCGAGGCCUCCGCGCCUCUUCCCAUCAGGCACCCUUCAGGCAUCAACGCAGGGCUCUACAAAAAGCAGGCCUACCCCAUGAACUCCAAGCGACCAGAACACCUACGAAUGAACCUAUGACGCUCGGCUCACCUGCGAACAUUUAGGACUCUUCCAAUUCCUCAUCCUCUUCCCUUUAGUUGUUUUCUUUUAAAAAGACUUGUAGGAUUUUUUUAAAGAAUUGACUGACACUGUCAGUGCUGAUCACCAGCUCUUCCAGCAGCGCCUUCCCAUCCUUCCCGACUCCGCCUGAAGCCGAUAAUCAGCAGUUGAGGUUCAGUAGACGUGUGGUCAGACGGAGGAGUUGUGAAAGAAGUGGUUUUGGUGCACUCAACUGGCAUUAUCAUAUGAUUUACUGGUGCUCUUUUAUCCUCAAGUCUGGACAAUGUCACUCGUAGUGUUACAGACUCCAUCACAGUGAGAGAAUUUGGUUACUUUAAUUUUCCAGGCUUUUAUGUUAUUUAUCUUAUGAUAAAAAGCUGCAGAUCACGCUGUCAGUAGGUAGAAUUAUUGGAUAACACUUCCACAACGAACACAGUAGUUAACAGUCACAUUGCCUUUGUCACUCACUGGAGCGUGCGGUCAGGAGGAGGUGGAGCACCACUUACAGAAAAAAGCAGCUAUAAAAAGAAGUGAAAUCUCAGCUGAAAGCAUCACUUCCAACACAAUCAAUACCAAAACGCUGGCACUGCUUUCUGUUAGAGGCCUGUCCAGAAGCACUGUUCAGUUUCUUUGUGUUGAAUGUAAACAGACACUCAAUGCCUUUUUUGUGUGUUAAAGAAAUAGUUUUGACUUUUUUUUUUAAGUGGGGUUGUAUGAGUGACUUAUCCAUAGUCAGGGCACUGAUGGCACAUUUAAUCAGUGGAGCUGAUUAGUAGUGGGAAGGAAAAUUUGACAUGUCAAAACGUUAUUUGUAGAUAUGUGUAAAACAAUUUUACCGGCGUACAAAUAUGUUUUCACAUGUAGAAAUUACAUUUCAACUGUGAAAACAGAUUUACAGAUAUUUGACGUAAUUACAGAUAUCAGUAAUUACUUUUUUAACCAGAAAGAAAAGUGACUACAGAUAUCUUAUGUUUAAUUUCCACAUUUUGAAAAAGCAAUGUGACUAGUGGAAAGAUAUCAACAAUUGUAUUUUGGAUAUGGCCAACACAUCAUCAAACCAUCUCAGGCUUUUUUUGUAUAGUAUUUCAUACAACAGGGCAAUUCAAAGUGCUUUACAGAGCAAUAAAAUAUAAAAAAUAAUAAUAAAGGAUACAGAUUUACAAUCAGAGUAAAGAGCUAAAAUACAAAA